Molecule: messenger RNA, 1320 nt
Organism: Rotaria sp. Silwood1
Lineage: Eukaryota; Metazoa; Rotifera; Eurotatoria; Philodinida; Philodinidae
Source: the annotation of a GenBank genome assembly
AUGGGUGUAACCCGUGGUAGAUAUAUAGGAGAAGCUUUAAAACAAUUGCAAGAUACAUUUGGUGAUACUUUUCAAAUAUGGUUUGGACUAUUACAUCAAAUUUGUGUAUGUAACCCAGACGAUGUUCGACAUGUAUUCACUCAUCGACAUAUUUAUGAACAGGGACCCAAAUAUAAGCGUCAUGCAGCUAUUAUUCUUCCUUUAUUUCGUCGUGGAAAAAUCUUGAAUAAUUAUGAUUUAAUUGUUGAUUGUACUGAUAAAUUACUUGAUCAAUGGCGUUCAAAAACUGAGAGUGAUCCCAAUUAUAUUCAUCUCAACAUUGUCGAUCAAUGUCAAAAUUUAUCAUUGGCAAUCUUUGGUUUUAUUGCUUUUGAUUAUGAUUUAGAAGCAUUAGAAGAAUCUAAUAUCAAUAAAAGAAAUAAACUUACACAGGCUUUAAAUGAUUUUAUAGAAAUAUUUUUUCAAGCAGUUACUAUACCGAAUUCUAUAAGCAAACUCUAUUUAAAACUCAAUUCUCGAUAUCAACGUGCAAGAAUUAUUAUUGAUGAAUGUUUGAAUCAAAUAAUGGAACAAGAACAAAGAAAAACAUCCGAACAGAUUGCUGCUCAAAAAAGAACUAGUUUAAUUGCAUCAUUGGUUACAUCAUUGCAACAAGAUGAAAAGUCUGAAGCGACAAAACCCGAACAUGAAAAAAAAGGUUUAUCUCGAACAGAAGUGAUUAAUGAGUUACUUCUCUUUCUUGUGGCUGGCGCUGAAACUACUGGAUAUGUAAUUGCUUGGUUCAUUUAUUUUAUGAGUAAACAUCCUCGUGUACAAGCUAAAAUUAAAGCAGAACUUAAUGAUAAUAAACAUAACCGUAUGACUAUCGAACAAAUUGAAUCUUUGAUUUAUUUAGACUGUGUUCUUCGAGAAGUCUUUCGUUUUCUUCCACCUGCUGCCGGUACAACUCGUACACUAACUAUAGAUGAUCGAUUACCUGGAAGCGGUGUUCAAUUACAUAAGGGUGAUGAAGUAUUCAUUUCAUUUUAUAAUUUGACUCGAGACAAACGAUGUUGGAAAAUUGAUCCUAGUUUAUUCUAUCCAGAACGUUUUCAAGGUGAAGACAAAGAUUAUCCGCCUUAUGCAUUGAUUCCUUUUGGCAGUGGUCAUCGACAAUGUAUUGGUCAAGAUUUAGCUCGUUUUGAAUUAAAAGUAAUCAUAACAAGAUUGAUGCAACAUGUCACUUUUGGUGAUGGUGGUCCUGAACUAAAUGCUGGUGGAUAUAUUCAACAAAUGACUACUAUACCCAAACAUGUUGGUGUUACCAUUACAUUUGAUUAA